AUGGAUGAGAGCAUGGUUAGCUACGGGACACCCACCAACGGUGCAUCCCCUGGCGCAAACCCAAUUCUUUCGCAACCCCCUCUCCCGGAUGUCAAUGACCAGAACGAAGAUGUACAGAUGGGUGAUGGCCCAGAGCCAACAAUCAAACAGGACAGCACCACGCCUGCACCAGGCGCCUCAUCCGAUAAUCCCUUGGACGCGCCUGAUCGUCCCCCUGCGGAAUCGACAGCCCGCGAAGAUGAAGAGAUGGGCGACGCCUCUAAGAGCAGCGCUGACCAAGCCGAUGGCGCUGCCGGGAACGAGGGGACCGGUGAGGUCAAGACCAAGGAGUCCGUCGAGAAUGCCGCCAGAGAACAUCUGAUUUCGCAAACCCAUGCCAUCGUCCUCCCCAGCUACAGCGCCUGGUUCGACAUGAACACCAUCCACAGCAUUGAGAGGAAAGCGCUGCCCGAGUUCUUCAACAACAGAAAUCGAAGCAAGACACCGGCUGUCUACAAGGAUUACCGUGAUUUUAUGAUCAAUGCCUACAGGUUAAACCCAGUCGAGUAUCUCACCAUCACUGCCUGCCGUCGCAACCUGGCCGGUGAUGUCUGCGCCAUCAUGAGAGUCCACUCUUUCCUCGAGCAGUGGGGGUUGAUCAACUACCAGGUCGACACAGAACAGCGCCCAUCGCACGUUGGACCACCGUUCACUGGCCACUUCAAGAUCAUCUGCGAUACUCCUCGCGGCCUUCAGCCAUGGCAACCCGCCGCAGACCCUGCCACCGUUGAGGGGCGGCCUAACAAGGACACAGAAGUCAAGGCGAGCGCUACACCCGCGCCAAAGUCUGAGCUCAACCUGGAAGUCGGCCGCAAUAUCUACGAGGCCAACGCUAAGAACACCAAGCUCACCAAGACCGAGAGCAAGACCAAUGGAGAGACCCCAGUGACCAACGGUGUAUCCGGGACCGACGAGCUCACCAAGACGCCCAUCAUCAGAGUCAACUGCUACAACUGCGGCACCGACUGCACGCGCAUCUACUACCACAGCUCCCAGGCCGAUCCCAAUUCGAAGGCCAAGUACGACCUUUGCCCUAGCUGUUACCUCGAGGGCCGCCUCCCAGGAAAUCAAACCAGUGCCCACUACACCCGGAUGGAGAACCCAACAUACUCUUCUAUUCUCGACAGGGACGCACCAUGGAGCGAUGCUGAGACACUCAGGCUGUUGGAGGGUCUUGAGAGGUUCGACGACGACUGGGGUGAGAUCGCUGACUAUGUUGGGACACGGACCAGGGAGGAGUGCGUGCUCAAGUUCCUCCAGCUUGAUAUCGAGGACAAGUACUUGGAGUCGGAGAAGGUGGAUGCACCGGUUGGCCUGCAAAUGCUGGGCAGUCAUGGCGGUCAGCUACCAUUCAGCCAGACCGACAACCCGGUCAUGUCGGUGGUGGGCUUCCUGGCCAGCCUUGCGGACCCGGCCAGCACUGCGGCUGCUGCUGGCAAGUCGGCCGAACUGCUGAAGCAGAAUCUUCGCAGCAAGCUCGAUGCCGUUCCCGAGGAUGCCGAGGCCAAUGGCAAGGGCAAGGAGAAGGAGGGCGAGUCGAUGGAGCUGGAUAUCAGGCAAGAGGUUACCACCACCACCACCACGACAACGACCACAACCACCAAGACCAGCGCGCUGGCCAACAUUCCUCUUGCGGCCAUUGGUGCCAGAGCCGGCGGUCUUGCGUCGCACGAGGAGCGGGAGAUGACCCGUCUCGUCUCCGCUUGCGUGAACAUCACGCUGGAAAAGGACGAGCUCAAGCUCAAGUACUUUGACGAGAUGGAGUCGAUCCUGCAGUCGGAAAGACGUGAGCUGGAGAGGGCGAGGCAGCAACUGUUCCUCGAUAGACUCUCGCUCAAGCGCCGCGUCCGCGAGGUUGAGCAGGGGCUCAAGGAGGCUGUUGCCACGGGGGGUGAGCAGGGCAUCCGCAUGGUGCAAGAGCUGGGGCUUGAUGGGGAACGGGUGACGUUUGACGCGCCGGCGCCGGCUGGGUCGGUGCAGCCGCUUAGUGCUGACGGGCAGCUCAAGAGAUAUGAGUCUUAG
This is a messenger RNA of Podospora anserina S mat+, 2061 nucleotides long. RefSeq lists its product as uncharacterized. Gene Ontology annotation, molecular function: DNA binding; histone binding. The coding region runs from base 1 to 2061 and encodes 686 amino acids. Gene Ontology annotation, cellular component: SWI/SNF complex. The record is from RefSeq and is a predicted model, not a curated record. Gene Ontology annotation, biological process: positive regulation of DNA-templated transcription. The transcript is spliced from 3 exons. Lineage: Eukaryota; Fungi; Ascomycota; Sordariomycetes; Sordariales; Podosporaceae.